GUGUGGGCGUUGGAGGGGUUCGCCCAGCUCUUGCACUCUGGCACCUGUUGCACUCUGCCCAGUUGCAAUUCAAUGCACUCCAAGGUUGGAGACACCUGAAAAAUAAAGACUUUUGGGGAUUUUAGUUCUCUAAGAAAACAGAAUUCUUCUACUUGACCAAAAUAUUCUUGUUUCCUGCAUGACUGGUCUUGAAAACUGUGAAUGAUCAAUAGACAUGCAUUUGAAAACUGGAUUAAUAUUUUUGAUCAUUUGCCUUGCUCUCCAAGUUCAGGGAAGCAGAGAAAUUCCUGAUAAAAUAAACCGUGCUGAAGCCAAACAUCUUGCAGUCACCUCAGGGUCAGACAAAACAGAAAGAACAACAAAGCGGUCCAGGAUAUCAACCAUAAGGCGGAUAUUUGACAUGGCAAAACACCGAACAAAGAGGUCAUCCUUUUUCUCAACUGGUGUGAAAGUUUGCCCACAAGAAUCAGUGAAGCAGAUUUUAGCCAGUCACCAAGCUUACUAUAGAUUAAGAGUCUGCCAGGAAGCUGUGUGGGAAGCCUUUCGUAUUUUUCUGGAUCGGAUUCCUGACACUUCUGAAUAUCAGAACUGGGUUACUGCCUGCCAGAGAGAAACCUUUUGCAUAUUCGACAUUGGGAAAAACUUCAGCAAUUCCCAAGAGCACCUGGAAAUAAUUCAACGGCGAGUAAAACAUAGAACCUUCCAGGAAAGGAAAGAUGAAAUAUCAGCAGAGAAAACAGGAGGCAAAAAGUUGGAAGACAUUCCCUCCAUUUCUACAGGCUCUCCUGGCACAUCCCCCUCUCCAUAUGCACCUAAUGGCACAUUGCUCAAUGAAAUUUUCAAUGACACAAAGACUCCUGUGAAGGAGCUGGGAACAAAUGCAGUCCCUGAACUGCCUGUGGAGCAAAUGGUGGAAUUCAGUGUGACUCUCACUGAUCAGGAGUACACAGCUGAACUUAGUGACCCCAACUCCCCAGAGUACCAACAACUAGCUGCCAAAUUUCAGCUACAGAUGAAAAAAAUAUUUGAGAAACUUCCAGGAUUCAAAGAAAUCCGCGUGUUAGGAUUCAAACAGAAGAAGGAGAAAGAUGGAUCCAGCAGCACAGUAGCACGAUACGUGGUGAACUUCGAGAGAGAUGGCUCAGAAACCAAAGGCACAGCAGAUGACAUCUCCACUAUUGGAUCUAAUAAGGUUGAAAGCGAAAAAAUACCAAUUUCUCCAGUUGAAGAGAGGGAAAUAUCAGCAACCAAACUGACAGUGACAGACCUUCAGCAGCUGGUUGCCACUGCACUCCAUGAAGACCAGUCCCUGCCAGUGGACCUUGGAACACUUCAGUUUACUGAUGAAACUAUUAUAUCACCUAGUGAUUUAGACAAUGAUAUCCAAGGCGUGGUCACUAUUCCUCUGGCAGGCCCUGAAUUGGAGGAACUCCCACUAGGUUAUCCCAGUCCAGCAACAGUGGACCAAAGAGGAGAUGUAUUUGUUGAAUUUACAACUGAAAGCCCUGCUCUAAGUGAAGAAAUCAGCAUCCCUGAAGAAUUUAAUAAUUUUAUUACAUCUGAACCUGAUUUUCCUACCAAACCUUCCAGAGAACCAUUUCAGGACAGAUACCCAUACACCCAAGUUAUUGCUACCUACCGCCCAAGUUUCACAGUGCCUUUCAGUGCCCUGGGUAGCACCAGCAGCCCUCCAGAGUCAGAGGAUUCCUACUUGCCUCCCCCAGCAGACGACUCUGCUGGCAAGGACUUACCCACGGCUGGCAGUGAGUCUCCGGUGGUGCCGGCCACCGCCGGCAGCUCCACCACACCUGCUCUCCUGCCCGCCGGAGACGCGGAGCGGGGAGCUGAAGGGAAGCAAGAACUGACUGACAUAGCAGAGCCUCCUUUCAAGGAAUUGGACCAAGACAGCCUGUCUGGACAAGCAGUUAAGAUCAUGGAAGAACCAGAAUCAUCAGGUGAUGACAUUUUUGUUACAGCCAGCACUUAUGAAGGGUUGCCUUUCUUUACUGGUCCAAGUGAUGUCUCUACCGCGCAGCCUGGAGCUGUCAGUACAGAUGUGCUGCCAUCAGUAGCACCGCUGCCUGCAGCCACCAGCCCAUCCUACAGCCCCUCUGAGAUCAUCGAGCAGUCCCUUGAGUUACCAGGCUCCUCAGCUCCAGCCCCUGAGGUCGUUCCUGCAGAUGUCACCGGGAUGGGCGUGCAGGACAUCGCUGCCGAGCUGGAUCAGGUGGGCGCGGCGAGCACGGCCGCGCUGGACGAGGGGGAGCAGGGCAGCGGCUACAUCCCCGUGCUGACCACAGAGCCUGCAGAAACCACCCCAGCGCCCGUGCUCAAGUAUGUGACUACCAGCUCCAUGACCACUGCAGCCAAAGGCAAAGAGCUCGUGGUUUUCUUCAGCCUGAGGGUAACCAACAUGCACUUCUCUGAUGACCUCUUCAACAGGAGCUCGACAGAGUACAAAGCGCUGGAGCAACAGUUCAUGCAGCUGUUACUUCCAUACCUUCAGUCCAACCUCACAGGUUUUAAGCACUUGGAAAUUCUCAACUUCAGGAACGGAAGUGUGAUUGUGAACAGCAAAAUGAAAUUUGCCAAGACAGUGCCAUACAAUAUUACAGAAGCAGUACACUGUGUUUUGGAGGAUUUCUGUGAUGCUGCAGCCCAGCACCUCAAUUUGGAGAUUGACAGCUAUUCCCUGGAUAUUGAGCCAGCUGAUCAGGCAGACCCCUGCAAAUUCAUGGCUUGCGACAAGUUUUCCGAGUGCGUACUGAACGAGUGGACAAAAGAGGCCGACUGCCUGUGCAAGCCUGGCUAUGCCAGCCAGGAUGGGCUGCCCUGCCGGAGCCUGUGCGAGCUGCAGCCCCAGCUCUGUGUCAACGGUGGCAAAUGUGAGCUGGUGCCAGGAAGAGGAGCUGUCUGCAGGUCACCAGAUGAGUUUACAAAACCAAGACUGACAAGUUAGUGUCUGGAAUUCUUCGUUUCCAGCAUCAGCCAGACAAAACCAAGGCAUUCAAGAAAGAAGGUCUGCAUUAUUCAAGAUUGAACUUCGGGAUGAGUAUGAAAAAAAAAAAUAAAGGAUUCCUAAAGAUACAGUAUUUUGGCUCUAAAAUCAAUGCACAUUAAAAAUUAGUUUUACUGAAGGAAAACAAAUUACCAAGUUGAGCAGCUUUUGAGCAUGUCUAAAAUGCCUGGUAGGAAGUUCCCACUAUUAAGAUGCAUGCAUUAAGCUUCUGGUGCUUACACAUCUUAACUGUUUUAUUUAAGAGCUGAGUGCUAGAAACAGAUUUUGCUGAGAUGUGACAUUUUUCAACAUUGUAUGUUACAACCAUUCUGGUAAAAAUGUCAGUGGAGGUUCAGUGCAUUUCUAUACCCCUUUAUUAAACUUCCUUACACACACUGAUGCAAAUAGUGAAUGGAAAUUAGAGCUGUCAUUGACCAAAGGCCACAUUAAAAGCAUUUGGGAACUUCUUCAUUCCCUCCCUGAAUGCUCACACAGAAGUUGGAUUCAAUUUUUCAAGGGUUGCUAUGAACAUCAGAUUCCUAUUUUUCUGUUAAUAAAGACAUCAUUUUUACAUAUGUACAUAUUCACUUAACUGUUUAAUUCUGGUGACAGUGAAACUAUCAGGUUAUCCUAAGACUUUUUGCUGAGGUACAAUAUAUGGAGUUUCAUCUUUUCAGAACAUGAGAUUUGUAUUCACAAGCACCCUCCUGGUGGUGAGUAAAUUAGAAUUGCACAUGAGAACCUACACUUUAGAGUCAGUAUCCACACAAAUAAUUUUGAGACAAUACUGCUAGUUUUUGUAGGAGAAAUCCAAUCAGACAACAGGUGGCCAUUAAGUAUUUUGUAGGCUUAUUAAUUUACGCACUAUGAAUCCACAGUCCUGAUUGAAGUAGGAGCAUUAUUUUACCUUGAGUAUCUUUUUCUUGUGUAUGUAUCUCUAUUUAUAUUCUGCACCAGUGCUGUAUUCAGACACUGGUUUGCUGCUUGGUGCACACCAGAAGUCGUACUUACAGCUCAAACUGAGCCUCUACAAAGUUCAUGACUAUCCUGGAUGACAACUCCUCAUCCAGAUGUGAAACUUCCGUGUAUCCAGGACAGCAGCUGACUUUGGUGACAAUUCUUACUUCGUGCCGUGCAGUUACCACAGCAAAGAUUGAACUUUGGUUUCCCUUUUCAAGUCCACUCAAACAAACUGUUUACGAAUUCCCAACAACUGCACGGGCUUGCCUGCAAAACCACCGGAACUGGUGACUGCGUACGGAUGAAGGCAGUGCACCAAGGAGUUUCUACAGCUGAAAUAGUGUUUUUACUUACUUUAUUUAAGUAGGAAAGAAAAAUAAAGAAGAAACCUAAGAUGUGUUUUUACACAGUAACACUUCAGAAUAAAAUUACUUUAAAAGUACUUUUGCAAGGUACUGGAAGUCAUCCUUGCCUACAAAUGCUAGCUUUUCACUAUUGCUCAUGUAAGCUAAGAAUGCAUUAAGAAUGCUGAUAGCAUUCCAUUUUUUUCCAUUACAAAUGUAUUUUUGUAUGUGUUUAGCAUAUUCCAACUUCUACUAGUUAUCAUUAGCCAGAUUAAAAAAAUAAGUAAUUUUAAAAUGUGUAUUUUAAUAAUGAUUAUUCAUGAUUGUAUUUAUCACUCUCAACUAUUAAUUACCAAAUAUAUUUGCUGACGUAAACCUUUUGUAUUUCAAUAAAACAUAAUAAAAUUAUUUACUUGAAAAUGUCACAGGGAAUUGAAGUGAUGCCUAAUAUUGCACUAAAGUUCAUCAUGUUACUUUAAAACUGAUGUAGAGUUAUAGUUGGUAACAGUUUUAUACAAUUUGUAUAAAAGCCAUAAGGAUA
Molecule: messenger RNA, 4843 nt
Organism: Passer domesticus (house sparrow)
Lineage: Eukaryota; Metazoa; Chordata; Aves; Passeriformes; Passeridae
Gene: IMPG1
Product: interphotoreceptor matrix proteoglycan 1
Exons: 17
Coding region: 215-2959 (914 amino acids)
Biological process (GO): visual perception
Source: RefSeq, a predicted model, not a curated record